GGCGGUCGGAGUCAUCUGUAAUGCACCUUUACCACAUUUCCUGGAUGUACUGAUGAUACAGAACAAGCGCUCUUUGACAUGACAGCUGAAGGAGCAGACGGGCACAGCGUGCAGGUCAAGUGGCAGAGUGGACUCAAACAGGUAAGUCAUCAUAACUUUAACAUUUAUUUACGCGAGUCUGUGAAAAAAACGUCUAAAAGCAACUUCAGCAUGACGUAUUUGGUCAUAGAGUGAAAUCGUGAGUUUUGAGGGAGAGCUACUUGACGUUAGCAGAGCAGCUAGCGCUAGCUAAUUAGCUACGUCACGGGUCUAUUUAAAAGCCAAGAAUGCCAAGCUGAGAAUGUUUACGCUCCUCCCUCCAUGGCUGAAAAUCAAGCUUGUUGUUCUGGGUUGUGAGCGUGAGUCUACAUUGAAAAUAAAGGCUUUAUGUGCGCAAAAGAUACUACACCUGAACGCCCCCCUCCCACACACGCUUUAACCAAGGCGGCGGCCGCCUUGGCCUUCGAUAGACAAGGAAAACCAUGAUGUGGGACUGUUUGUUAGAUGAUUGGCUGUUCGCCAUCACUCUUAGUAACUAGUAUAACUCAUUUAAACAUUUUCAUGAAAUGCAAUAUUUAUAUAACCCCAAACUCUGUUAAUAUUAUGAUAUUUUUGUAUUAAUGAUUAGGUAUGUGAUGGCUUCAAGACGAAGGAGGAGGAGGCCUCCCUUAGAGGAUGCAGUGGAACAUGUUGUGAAAGCACUGGACAAGACUGCAGAACUGGAAGUAAAAUACAUCAACUCCUAUAAAGGUCGAGGGGUGUUUGCCAAAUCCCAUUUCUCAAAAGGAGACUUUGUGGUGGAGUACAGAGGGACGUUGAUAAAUUUGGAAGAGUCAAUAAAGAGGAAGAGGACCUAUCACAGCUCAUGUGCUGUUUUCAUGUUUGACUUCUACUGGAAAGAAAAGACAUGGUGCAUUGAUGCAGCCCAAGAAGAUGGCAGCCUUGGACGCCUUGUCAAUGAUGACCACAGGCAUCCAAACUGCAAAAUGAAGAGGGUCAUUACGGAGGCCAAACCAUACCUCUGCCUAUUUGCUUUGAGGGACAUACAGCCAGGAGAAGAAAUUACAUAUGACUAUGGUGGAAAUGAUUGGCCAUGGAGGAAACAGGUAUGUCAUUAUUUAUUAUCAGUGUCAAAUGUGGCUUAAAUAUAAUGCACCAGAAUGAUUCUGAUUUUUGUGCCUCUGUUCAGAUUUCGACAAUUAAAGAAAGCUUUGCAGCCUAUCAUACAGUUUUUUUGAGAUAUUUGUUUUUUUGUAUACAUUUAAAGAAAAUUAAGGCAAUGCAGUAAUGAGCUUGCACUAAUGUGGAUAUAACACCUACACAGUAAUAAUCAUUGUGACAUAACAGUUUUUUGAAUUUCAACAUUAGUUCAACAUUUCAACAUUUCACUUGGAGUAAAAAAUGUGCAAUGAUUGCUGUUG
Messenger RNA from Scatophagus argus, 1460 nucleotides. Its product is annotated as N-lysine methyltransferase KMT5A-like. The record is from RefSeq and is a predicted model, not a curated record. The transcript is spliced from 3 exons. Bases 660 to 1184 code for a protein of 174 amino acids. Gene Ontology annotation, molecular function: protein binding. Lineage: Eukaryota; Metazoa; Chordata; Actinopteri; Scatophagidae.